Molecule: messenger RNA, 2343 nt
Organism: Lachancea thermotolerans CBS 6340
Lineage: Eukaryota; Fungi; Ascomycota; Saccharomycetes; Saccharomycetales; Saccharomycetaceae
Gene: HSP78
Product: chaperone ATPase HSP78
Exons: 1
Coding region: 1-2343 (780 amino acids)
Biological process (GO): cellular response to heat
Cellular component (GO): mitochondrial matrix; cytoplasm
Molecular function (GO): ATP binding; ATP hydrolysis activity
Source: RefSeq, a predicted model, not a curated record
AUGCUGCGGCUUGCCAGAACUUCUGCCUUGCGCGCCUCGCUGGCGCGCACCGCAACCGCUGCGAGCACCCGAGCGGCAAUGGCGUCUCCAGCCAGACGUCUGUCCGCCCUUCGCGUGCCCGCGACGCGCUUCACGAGACCAUGCAACCAAUACAGAACCUACGUUUCCCUCAACAUGAACAACCAGGAGCCCCAGAAGCCCGCGCUCGAACAGUUCGGGACCAACCUCACGCAGCUCGCCCAGGAGGGCAAGCUGGACCCCGUAAUCGGGAGAGACGAGGAAAUCGCCAGGGCCAUCCAGAUCCUGUCGCGCCGCACCAAGAACAACCCCGUCCUUAUUGGACGCGCAGGUGUCGGUAAGACGUCUUUGAUUGACGGCCUGGCGCAGCGGAUAGUCAGUGGCCAAGUUCCGGACUCCCUGAAAAACAAGAAACUCGUCACGCUGGACCUGGGGUCCCUCGUGGCCGGUGCCAAGUACCGCGGCGAGUUCGAAGAACGCCUUAAAAAUGUGCUCGAGGAGAUCGACAAGUCCAACGGCGAGGUUAUAGUAUUCAUCGACGAGGUCCACAUGCUGCUCGGCCUGGGUAAGACCGACGGCAGCAUGGACGCCUCCAACAUCCUGAAACCCCGUCUCGCCAAGGGCCUGAGGUGCAUUUCUGCCACCACGAUCGAUGAGUUCAAAAUCAUUGAGAAGGACCCUGCCCUAUCCCGUAGGUUCCAGCCCAUUAUGCUCAACGAACCUAACGUGGCCGACACCAUUUCCAUUCUGAGAGGUCUGAAAGAGCGGUACGAGGUCCACCAUGGUGUAAGGAUUACUGACUCCGCCCUAGUUUCGGCCGCAACCCUAUCCAACCGCUACAUCAACGACCGUUUCCUUCCCGACAAGGCUAUCGACCUUGUAGAUGAGGCGUGCGCAGUGCUGCGUCUGCAGCACGAAUCAAAGCCCGACGCCAUCCAGAGUUUGGACAGGGCGAUUAUGAGAAUUCAAAUCGAGCUCGAGUCGCUGAAGAAAGAAACAGACCCUGUUUCCCUUGAGAGACGGACCGCUUUGGAGGACGAGCUCGAGCUUAAGCGCAAGGAGCACGCUCGUCUCACCGAAAUCUGGGAAAAGGAAAAGGCUGAAAUCGAGUCCAUAAAGACCGCUAAGGCUGACCUGGAACAGGCUAGAAUUGACUUAGAAAUCACACAAAGAGAAGGUAACUUUGCGAAGGCUUCCGAGCUGCGCUACGCCAAGAUCCCCGAACUUGAACGGAGGGUUGCUCGGAACGCACAAAAGGACGCCAAAGAGAACCUUCUACACGACUCUGUUUCCUCCGACGACAUCUCAAAUGUCAUAGCCAAGAUGACGGGUAUUCCCAUGGAGACUGUGCUGAAGGGCGACAAGGACCGUCUGCUGUACAUGGAAGACUCGUUACGGAAGAGAGUCGUGGGCCAGGACGAAGCCAUUGAUGCCGUCUCUGACGCUGUGAGGCUUCAACGGGCGGGACUGACGAGCGAGAAAAGGCCAAUCGCAAGCUUCAUGUUUUUGGGCCCUACCGGUACUGGUAAAACAGAGCUCACCAAGGCACUAGCCGAGUUCCUAUUUGAUAACGAGUCCAACGUCAUCAGAUUUGAUAUGUCCGAAUUCCAAGAGAAGCACACCGUAUCACGUCUGAUAGGUGCCCCUCCAGGCUAUGUCAUGAGUGAAUCAGGUGGUCAGCUAACCGAGGCCGUAAGGAGAAAGCCUUACGCGGUUGUGUUGUUUGACGAAUUCGAAAAGGCUCACCCUGAUGUCUGCAAAGUCUUAUUGCAAGUCCUAGAUGAAGGAAAACUGACUGACUCUCAAGGUCACCAAGUUGAUUUCCGUAACACUAUCAUUGUGAUGACUUCUAACAUUGGCCAGGACAUUCUUCUAUCUGACACAGAACUUGGAAAUGAUGGCAAGGUUAGCAAAGCUACCCAGGAAAGGGUCAUUGAGGCUAUGAAAAAGUCCUACCCCCCAGAAUUUAUAAACCGUAUCGAUGACGUUUUAGUGUUCAACCGGUUAUCUAAAGAUGUCUUGCGCUCCAUAGUGGACAUCCGGAUUGAGGAGAUACAAGAAAGGAUUGCCGACAAGAGAAUGAAACUCAAUAUUUCCGAUGCUGCCAAAGAAUGGCUCACGGAUAAUGGUUACGAUCAGCUAUAUGGUGCAAGACCUUUGAACAGAUUAAUCCACAAGAGGAUUUUGAACUCAAUGGCUAUGUAUCUGCUCAGGGGACAGAUUAGACCAGAAGAGACAGUAAACGUUGACGUCAAAGACGGCAAACUAGUUGUUGAGCCUAACCACGAAGAAGGCGAAGUAGUUCCUGCCAAAGACGAGGCUUAA